UGAUUCGGUCCUUUUCUCCCUCAAAGAACCCAAAAUAGGGCGUUCCUUCUUCUUCGUCCUCACUCCCUUCCUCCUCCAAACAAAAACAUUGAGAGGAAAGUAUUUCGAGUAUUCGAAUAUUUCCAGAAAAAUUGAAUUCUACAGUCAGUACCUCUUAGAUUUAGGGGUUCAGUUUUUUCUCAAUUUAGGGGUUUUUGGGGUCUGGUUAGUUUGAUAUUGAAUCAGAGAAAUGAGUUCUUUCUCAAUCACUCGGAAGAAGACUCCUUUCCAGAAGCAUCGAGAAGAAAAAGAAGCAAAAAAGAAGAGGGCAGAAGAUGAAACAGCUCGUCUUUACGAGGAAUUUCUUGAAUCGUUCCAAGGCGAGGAUGCUCCUGGCUCAAAGACCUUUGUUCGAGGUGGUUUAAUCAAUCCGAAUGAGAAAGCAAAAGUCGAUUUGGAAGGUGGAAUUUCCAAAGAUGGUGUAUCUGGUUCGAAGAAGGGGAGUAGAUAUGUUCCAUCAUUCUUACCACCACCAACGGCAGCAGCUAAAAGCAGAGAAUAUGAGAGGGAGGAACCCAGAGAGAAGUCAAAGGAAAAGGAGAAAGGAAGAAUGAGAAAUAUUGACAACUUUAUGGAGGAGCUAAAGCAUGAGCAAGAGAUGAGAGAAAAGAGAAAUCAAGACCGUGACAAAUGGCGGGAUGGGGAACUUCCUUCUCCAAUUACUCGAUUUGAUGAGCUGCCUGACGAGUUUGAUGCUGGGAGGGGUUCUUUUGAUGACGGUGAUCCGCAAACAACAAAUCUCUAUGUUGGUAAUUUAUCACCGAAGGUGGACGAGAGUUUCCUUUUGAGGACCUUUGGGAGGUUCGGACCUAUUGCUAGCGUGAAAAUCAUGUGGCCGAGGACAGAAGAAGAACGAAGGCGGCAAAGGAAUUGUGGGUUUGUUGCUUUUAUGAAUAGGGGUGAAGCACAAGCUGCUAAAGAUGAAAUGCAAGGGGUGGUUGUCUAUGAAUAUGAAUUGAAGAUUGGAUGGGGUAAAUCAGUUGCUCUUCCAUCACAAGCGCUACCUGCACCUCCACCUGGUCAUAUGGCAAUCAGAAGUAAAGAGGGUGGCACCGUAAUCUUGUCUGGUUCAGGCGCCCCAGUGGCUCCAGUCUCAAAUCAAAACUCUGAGCUGGUCCUUACUCCUAAUGUCCCAGAUAUAACAGUUGUGCCUCCCGAGGAUAGGCAUCUUCGCCAUGUCAUUGAUACCAUGGCUUUAUAUGUUUUAGAUGGAGGAUGUGCUUUUGAGCAAGCAAUAAUGGAGCGUGGACGGGGGAAUUCUCUUUUUAGUUUCUUGUUUGAACUUGGCUCAAAGGAACAUAUGUACUAUGUUUGGAGGCUCUAUUCUUUUGCUCAGGGUGACACUCUCCAGAGAUGGAGAACAGAGCCUUUCAUUAUGAUAACUGGUAGUGGGAGAUGGGUGCCACCUCCUAUUCCCACAGCAAAAAGUCCAGACCUCGAAAAGGAGUCUGGCACAACAUAUGCAGCAGGAAGAACCAGGCGUGUCGAGCCUGAAAGGACACUUACAGACUCUCAGAGGGACAAGUUUGAGGAUAUGCUGCGUGCUUUGACCCUAGAGAGAAGUCAAAUUAAAGACACUAUGGGAUUUUCCUUGGAUAAUGCUGAUGCUGCGGGUGAGAUAGUUGAAGUUUUAACAGAGUCUCUUACUCUGAAGGAAACACCAAUACCCACGAAAGUUGCCAGAUUGAUGCUUGUCUCUGACAUUCUUCAUAAUAGCAGCGCUCCUGUGAAGAACGCGUCAGCAUAUCGUACAAAAUUUGAGGCGACAUUGCCUGACAUAAUAGAGAGCUUUAAUGACUUGUACCGUAGCAUAAGUGGAAGGAUCACUGCUGAAGCUCUUAAGGAGAGGGUGUUGAAGGUGCUUCAAGUUUGGUCAGACUGGUUUCUGUUUUCAGAUGCUUACGUUAAUGGAUUGCGAGCUACUUUCCUUCGACCGAGUACUUCUGGGGUUAUUCCUUUCCAUUCCAUCUGUGGUGAUGUACUAGAACUAGAUGAAAAGGCAGGCCUCCCUGAACAUAUGAGUGAUAGGAACAAGACUAACCAGGACGUGGCAUUGGCUAUGGGAAAGGGAGCUGCGAUGUUAGAGCUGCGUAGCCUCCCCCUUCCCGAGCUGGAGAGGCGUUGUAGGCACAAUGGACUGUCACUCGUUGGGGGUAGAGAAAUGAUGGUUGCACGAUUGCUUUAUCUUGGAGAGGCUGAGAAGCAACGUGGAUCUGAGCUAGAAGAGGACUUGAAAUAUGUACAGGCUCAACCAAGCUCAGGUAGAUAUGCAAAUGUACAGAGAGAUGUGAAUGUUGAGAUGGAGGCUGCACAGUCAGCAACAUGGAACCAUUAUGGGGAUGGUGCGGAAGCACAAAAAGUUAACUAUCUGCCGCAAGCAUUUUCCAUUCCUCAACCUGAAGUGAAAGCAUUCUCGAACAAAGAGAAAGUGGAGACUAUCUUGCCAGCCUCAAAGUGGGCUAGGGAAGAUGAUGAUGAUGAGCCUAAGCAAAGAUCUAGUGGUCUGGGGUUGAGUUAUUCAUCUUCUGGGAGUGAGAAUGCUGCAGAUGAUCCUUCUAAUGCUGAGGAUAAUGAGUUUGCAGCUCAGACUAGUACUGCAACGCAGCCGGAAGUCACUUUAAAUGAAGAACAGAGACAAAAAUUGAGACGUCUAGAAGUUGCUUUGAUGGAAUACCGGGAGUCUCUCGAGGAACGAGGUGUCAGAAGUGCGGAGGAAAUUGAGAGGAAGGUUGCAGUACAUAGGAAACGUCUGGAAUCAGAGUAUGGGUUGUCAGGUUCAAGUGAAAAUCUUCCCAGGAAUAGAAAUUCAGAGAGAAGAGACAAAAGGGAUGAUUUGCGAGAAUCUUCAAGAAAACGGCACCGCAGCAGGAGUCGAAGUGGGAGCCCACCACGGCGGGGAUCACAUAGGGAUACAGAAGACUCCGACAGGGAAUACCGUGCAAAAAACAGGUCUAAAUCUCAAGAUUCAGACAGCGAGCGAAUCAGAAACAGAAGUAAAGACCGUGAGAAGAGCGGAGGUCUUGAGAGGGAUGAUCAUCAGAGAGAUAGGGGACAAGAGAGAGACAAGGAUAGAAGAAGAAGAAUUAAAUGAUAAUUGUAUUUGUUCUGUAUGAAUUGGUUUAGUUGCUUAACAAGGAUGGCUAUAAUUGUAAGUUUGCUUGUUGCUUAUUAGCUUUGUGCUUGAAUGAAAAAGUCGGUCCUAAAUAUUCACUUAGGAAUCAUGUAUACUUUGCAGGACUCACAGUAUUUUCACUUUAUCAUUAGACUUUGGCUGGCUCUGUUUGACGAGCACUUUCAUUCA
Messenger RNA from Spinacia oleracea (spinach), 3340 nucleotides. Its product is annotated as protein RRC1. Gene Ontology annotation, cellular component: nucleus. Bases 230 to 3130 code for a protein of 966 amino acids. Gene Ontology annotation, molecular function: RNA binding. NCBI's taxonomy places the organism in Eukaryota, Viridiplantae, Streptophyta, Magnoliopsida, Caryophyllales, Amaranthaceae. The transcript is spliced from 18 exons. Gene Ontology annotation, biological process: RNA processing. The record is from RefSeq and is a predicted model, not a curated record.